Molecule: messenger RNA, 1530 nt
Organism: Aspergillus terreus NIH2624
Lineage: Eukaryota; Fungi; Ascomycota; Eurotiomycetes; Eurotiales; Aspergillaceae
Exons: 2
Coding region: 1-1530 (509 amino acids)
Biological process (GO): FAD biosynthetic process
Molecular function (GO): FMN adenylyltransferase activity
Source: RefSeq, a predicted model, not a curated record
AUGCAAUAUCGCAAGAAGUCCCUCCUGAUUCAUCCGGAUAAAACGAAGAACCCGGCCGCACCGGACGCCUUUGACCGCCUGAAGAAAGCACAUGCAUCUCUACUCGACGAGAAGGCGCGGACGUAUCUGGACGAAUGCAUUGCAGACGCGCGCCGGCUUCUGAUCCGCGAACACAAGUACACACUCGACUCGCCCGAGCUCAAGACAGAGGAGUUCAAGAAAGAAUGGCGCCAGAAGACGGUCCAGGUGCUGUUGGAGGAAGAGGCGCGACGACGGAGACAAGCCAAGGCGCGACUACAGGAGGAGGGACGGGAACGACGCAAGGAAGAAGAGGAGAUUGAAGCACGGAAGCGAAAACGAGAUCAGGAAAAGGCAUGGGAGGAUACUCGCGAGGAGCGGAUUGGCAGCUGGCGAGACUGGCAGAAGGGACAGAAGAAGGGCGGCGACAAGAAGAAAAAGAAGAUGAAGAAGAUUCUCUCGCUCUUCUCCGCUUCCUGUCAUCAUCUCAUACUUCCUAUACAUCAAUCCUCACUCUUCACCUACUCUCCCCCAUAUCCAAUCUCCCGCAUUGGACCGACAGCCAUGACCGACUCGGUCUCGCCUCCGGAACCCACGACGGCCCUCCCCGAUCAGCCCAAUGGCUCCGCAAAGAUCAUGGCAUCCUGUCCGUCGAUAUUCACCACACAACCCUCCCCACCAACAACGAUAGACAACUCCGACACCUCUCCCGCCUCAUCUACCACCCUCUCCAGCGUCAUCGCCCAAUGCCACUCGCAAAUCCACUCGUUCCUCCGCGAAUCCCAUCCCCCGGACUCCCUCCUCGCCGCCGUGCAACGCCAAACCCGCAUCUCGCUCGACGUCGUCGCAUCCGCCCUAUCGCGCUACCGCCUCGACGAGCUCUCCCUGUCCUACAACGGCGGCAAAGACUGCCUCGUCCUCCUGGUGCUCUUCCUCGCCAGUCUGCACCCGCACCCGCCCCCCGCUGAACACGGCGACGCCGGCGGUGGCCUCGCCUCCAUCCCGGCUAUCUACGCCCUCCCGCCCGACCCGUUCCCCGCCGUCGAGGACUUCGUCCGCUGGUCGGCCCGUGCCUAUCACCUCGACAUCAUCAAGUAUACCACCGAUCCCCCGCGCUCUACCCUCCGCUCCAGCUUUGAGAACUACCUCGCCUUGAACCCCCGCGUCAAGGCCAUCUUUGUCGGCACCCGCCGUACCGAUCCUCACGGCGCCAAGUUGACCCAUUUCGAUCGCACCGACCGCGGCUGGCCCGAUUUCGUCCGCAUUCAUCCCGUCAUCGACUGGCAUUACGCCGAGAUCUGGGCUUUUAUCCGCCAUCUGGGGCUGCGCUAUUGCCCCCUCUACGAUCAGGGGUACACCAGUCUCGGUGGUCAAACCGAUACUCAUCCCAACCCAAAACUGCGUGUUGAGCCUGGAUCUGCCAGUCGCCCCGACGAGGACGAUGCCCCGAACCAGUAUCGUCCGGCGUACGAGCUAACAGAAGAUCUCGAGGAACGCCUCGGGCGCAAUUGA